Messenger RNA from Aspergillus glaucus CBS 516.65, 2010 nucleotides. RefSeq names its product PAN-complex poly(A)-binding subunit PAN3. Gene Ontology annotation, molecular function: ATP binding; poly(A) binding; metal ion binding. Gene Ontology annotation, cellular component: P-body; PAN complex. Bases 1 to 2010 code for a protein of 669 amino acids. Gene Ontology annotation, biological process: protein phosphorylation; mRNA processing; nuclear-transcribed mRNA poly(A) tail shortening. The record is from RefSeq and is a predicted model, not a curated record. The transcript is spliced from 8 exons. Lineage: Eukaryota; Fungi; Ascomycota; Eurotiomycetes; Eurotiales; Aspergillaceae.
AUGGCUUCCACGGGGAAGUCCAGUACGGAAGAUUCCCGUCGGGGAAUGGGUUCGCCCAAACCUAAGUCACGAGAGAAUGCCAAGGACACCCUAUGUCGGAACGUUACCAUCUACGGCCGAUGUCGCUAUGAAGAUAAAGGCUGCGCUUUCAAUCACGAUCCGCAAAAACAGAACCCCGCGAAUAACUUCGACAGUAACGGCAACAGAAAACGAUUCAAUGUCGAUUCUCCCAGCUUUACUCCUUCUCUACUGUCUACCAAUGGAUCAACGACACCCACGAAAAAAACAUCGGCAACUAUUUCACCGAAAGCUGCGAAUGCUGCCCCGUUCCAGCCUAGGACUGUCUCGUCGCCUGACUGGAAAAAAGGUUCUAAUUCAAGCACGCCAAGUUCUCGUCAAGACACACAAACCCCUGAUUGGACUGUAGCAGAAGCUCAGGAGUUUGUCCCACAAGGCUUUGAUGCCCCUCCUAUGACUCCUCUCCAAGGAACCGGUACCAAUGGUCUCGCUACUACGGCUGCGUUUGAUCCUUUCGUGACGGCCCCGGCUCCCCUUUCUGGUGCAGGUGUGGGUACUGUUCCGGGAAACCCAUAUUCACCUGACACAGCUGCUGCUGCUGCUACAGCUGCUGCAUUGAAUGGCGCAGCUUUCUUUGCAAACCAAAGUGGAUUUCAGCAACCAGUACAAUAUCAUCUUUAUGCCCCUAUCGGACCACAUAACCAAAACACCUUGGGCUAUCAGCGCAACGUUCAUGACAUUUUUCUCCCUAAUGACUUCCGAGAAGAGUUACAGAAGAAAGCAGCCGCAACGCUGCAGAUGCUUCCCAACACCCAAUUGCCGGCUCAAGUCGAUUAUUUCCAUUCUCUUGUUCCACUGGACCUGAACCACCAAAAGAAUGCAGCCACUUUUGGUUUCCCUAGUUGGGUAUACAAAGCGCAGUCCAGCAAGGAUGGGAAUUUCUAUGCUCUUCGGAGAUUAGAAGGCUUCCGUUUGACGAACGAGAAGGCCAUUCGAUCUGUUCAGGCGUGGAAGCGAGUGUGCAAUGGCAGCGUAGUGACGAUUCACGAUGCUUUCACAAGUAGGAGCUUUCAAGAUAGCUCGCUCAUUUUUGUCACUGACUACCACCCUCUUUCGAAGACACUUGCAGAACAACACCUUGGGGCUGGGAACAGAUUUCAAACUCGGCAUCCUGCACACAUUCCUGAGCAGGUGCUUUGGAGUUACAUGACACAACUUGCAAACGCGUUGAAGGCUAUCCACAGUAAUGGGCUUGCUGCGAGAAUCAUCGAACCCAGCAAGAUUCUUUUGACAGCCAAAAAUCGCGUUCGCUUGAAUGCGUGCGCUAUCAUGGACGUGGUCCAGUACGAAGCUCAGCGAUCGGUUACGGACCUUCAACGCCAGGAUUUGGUCAACUUGGGGCAGUUGAUCGUUACCCUAGGAGCAAACUCGCCAAGUGUCAUGGGUAAUCCUACUAGGGCUAUGGAACACUUCACGCGUGCCUACACGCCACAGCUGAAGAAUUCGGUAUUUUGGUUACUGAACGGCAUGCAAAAGGAUCAAGAGCGGAGCAUUGACAUUUUCAUCACCGGAAUUUCAUCGCAGCUAAUGUCGACAUUCGAUUCGUCCCUCCAUUUGGAUGAUCAGCUCACAUCGGAUCUUAGCCGUGAGCUUGAGAACGGUCGCCUUGUACGGUUGAUGACAAAAUUGAAUCUCAUUAACGAGCGGCCCGAAUAUGACCACGAUCGGCAAUGGUCCGAGAACGGGGAGCGGUAUUUCUUAAAGCUCUUCCGAGAUUUUGUUUUCCAUCAGGUGGAUGCCCAGGGAGAUCCAGUUGUCGACCUCGGGCAUGUGCUCGCAUGCUUGAACAAGUUGGACGCGGGAUCGGACGAAAGAAUUACCCUGGUGAGUCGGGAUGAGCAAAGCUGCUUUGUCGUCAGCUAUAAGGAGCUCAAGAAGGCCCUUGAAUCGUCUUUCCAGGCAUUAAUGAAGCCGGGGAGGAGGCUCCCUUGA